Sphenostylis stenocarpa is the source of this 513-nucleotide messenger RNA. The record is from the annotation of a GenBank genome assembly. Lineage: Eukaryota; Viridiplantae; Streptophyta; Magnoliopsida; Fabales; Fabaceae.
AUGCAAUUCUUUGGGGGGUCUGAGAUUAGUCCUUCACCUCCUGCUCCGACAGCUUCAGGAAACAAUGGGCAUAUGAUGUAUGUGUUUAAUAGAAAUGGUGUGUGCCUGCUCUAUAGGGAGUGGAAUCGCCCCUUGCGGACAUUGAAUGCCCAGCAAGACCAUAAGUUAAUGUUUGGUUUGCUUUUCUCUCUGAAGUCUUUAACUGCCAAGAUGGACCCCACUAGUGCCGCUGAGAAAGGAAACCUUGGUAUGCCUCAGCUACCUGGCCAAGGUUGUUCAUUUCACAGUUUCCGCACUAAUACAUACAAACUUAGUUUCAUGGAAAGUCCUUCUGGAAUUAAGAUCAUCUUGGUGACUCAUCCUAGAACUGGCGAUCUUCGGGAAUCCUUAAAGUAUAUCUACAAUUUGUAUGUUGAAUAUGUUGUCAAGAACCCGCUUUAUACACCUGGAUCUCCUAUUAGGUGUGAGCUGUUCAAUACAACCUUGGAUCAGUAUGUAAGAGGCAUUGCGUAG